Molecule: messenger RNA, 1158 nt
Organism: Fimicolochytrium jonesii
Lineage: Eukaryota; Fungi; Chytridiomycota; Chytridiomycetes; Spizellomycetales; Powellomycetaceae
Product: XPC-binding domain-containing protein
Exons: 9
Coding region: 1-1158 (385 amino acids)
Biological process (GO): nucleotide-excision repair; proteasome-mediated ubiquitin-dependent protein catabolic process
Cellular component (GO): nucleoplasm; cytosol
Molecular function (GO): ubiquitin binding; damaged DNA binding; proteasome binding
Source: RefSeq, a predicted model, not a curated record
AUGAAAGUGACGGUAAAAACCCUCGCUCAGAAGAGCUUUCAGAUCGAGAUUGAGCCCAGUGCGAAGAUCUCGGAACUGAAGCAGAAGAUCCAAGAGUCUCAAGGAUUCGAAGUGGCACAUCAAAAGCUCAUUUACUCUGGCAAGAUUCUUGAUGAUGCUAGGACUGUGGAGGAGGCGAAGAUUGAAGAGAAGGGAUUCAUUGUUGUAAUGGUUGGAAAGCCAAAGCCAGCUGCUUCCGCUUCCACGCCUGCCCCUGCUGCUGCACCCGCGACCCCGGCGACUCCAGUUGCGUCCGCUCCUGCGCCUGCACCGGCAGCAACGCCUGCUACCCCUACUCCCGCUCCUCAAACAGCAGCUGCCCCGGCUGUCGCAGCUACACCCGCCGGACCAUUUGAUGCAUCAACUCUGGCCACUGGCUCUGCCUACGAAAGUGCCGUGCAAAACCUGGUGGAGAUGGGUUUCGAGAGGACCGAAAUUGUGAGAGCUAUGCGCGCGGCGUUCAACAACCCAGACCGCGCUGCAGAUUACUUGAUGAACGGGAUCCCAGAAAGCGUACAACGGGAGUUUGCUCCCCAGGCGGCAGCCGGCGCCCCUGCUACUGGAACUCCCGCGACCCCUGCAGCCCUCGCGAGUACUCCAGCUACUGCUGGCGCUCCUGUUCCAGGUGACGGCGGUCAGUAUAUCAACCUCUUUGACGCUGCAGCUCAGGCUGCGCAACAACCUGGUGGUGGAGCUCCUGGCGGCGGUGCAGGCGCCGGUGGUUUCGGUGAUCUCUCCGCUCUCCGAAAUGCCCCACAGUUCCAGCAACUGCGACAAAUGGUUCAGACGCAACCGCAGCUACUUCAACCGUUGCUGCAACACCUCGCACAGAGCAAUCCUCAACUCAUGCAGACAAUCACGCAAAAUCAAGAUGCAUUCUACCAAAUGCUCAUGGAGGGAGGAGAAGGUGAAGGAGGUGAAGCUGGUGAAGAAGGCGGAGCCCCGGGUGGUCGUCAGUACAUCUCGGUGACUCCUGAAGAGGAGGCUGCUAUCAACAGGCUGGUUGGACUAGGGUUCGAGCGCGGCCUGGCCAUCGAGGCUUUCUUUGCAUGUGACAAGAACGAGGAAUUAGCGGCAAAUUAUCUGUUCGAUCAAGGGGCAGGAGACGACUGGCAGUAG